AUGGAUGAGGAACCCAAUGCUAAUAAUACACAGAUUGUUCCUGAAAUGGAAACUGUGGAGGAUCAACCACCACCUGUUGAUGUCAUUCAUGAAGAUACUAAAGAUCAUUUCCAAACUGGCUUGACGUGGAAAACCAAAGAAGAAGUUGUUAAAUGGGUUGAGGAACAUGCUUGGAAAAUCAAUUGCGUCAUAGUUAAAGGUAGACAAAAAACAUAUAAGACUAAAACAAGGAAGAUAAAUUGUCCUUUCAAGAUCGUCUUAAAGUGGAACAUAAAUGAAAAAGUUUUCAAAAUGAAUGAAGAUAUGGAUUGCCGUCAUAACCACCCACGUCCAAAGGAUCUUCAUGGACAUUAUAGAGCCGGAAGACUAAAAGCUCAUGAAUAUGCGGAGGUAGAUAAAAUGACACGAGUAUGUAUGGCACCCUUUAAAAUUCUUAGCAAGUUGAAGGCGGAUGAUAAGAAUAACAAGACUACGUUGCAACAAAUCUAUAACGCGAGAAGUACUUUGAGAAGAAAGGAUUUGCAAGGUAGGUUGGUGAUGCAACAAUUAUUGUGGUUGGCGCAAAAGAAGAACUAUGCUUGCCAAAAGAAAUUGGAUGAAUUUGGCCAUGUGACACACCUUUUUAUUGCCCUUCCGGAAUGCGUAAAGUUGGCGUUAUGCUUCCCACAAGUUCUCGUAUUGGAUUGCACUUACAAGACCAAUAAGUAUGAGAUGCCCCUGAUGAACGUUGUUGGUCAUACGUUACAGUGUAAGGUUCGGCUUAUACGUGUUAAACACUUAUAA
Messenger RNA from Papaver somniferum (opium poppy), 783 nucleotides. RefSeq lists its product as uncharacterized. NCBI's taxonomy places the organism in Eukaryota, Viridiplantae, Streptophyta, Magnoliopsida, Ranunculales, Papaveraceae. The record is from RefSeq and is a predicted model, not a curated record. The coding region runs from base 1 to 783 and encodes 260 amino acids. The transcript is spliced from 3 exons.